Cyclospora cayetanensis is the source of this 1068-nucleotide messenger RNA. RefSeq lists its product as uncharacterized. NCBI's taxonomy places the organism in Eukaryota, Apicomplexa, Conoidasida, Eucoccidiorida, Eimeriidae. The record is from RefSeq and is a predicted model, not a curated record. The transcript is spliced from 12 exons. Bases 1 to 1068 code for a protein of 355 amino acids.
AUGGGAGGGAAGUCGCCGAAAGCAUGCGCAAAUGAUGCAGACAGAGUCUGCGCUGCGGAGUUUGCGCUCCGGGGUUUAGCCGCUUUCCCGCAGCCGACAGCAGUCGCCCUCGCUCUGAGUGUCUCCGAGCCUUCUGUCCCGGGCACUGCAGCGGAGAGUCAUCAGGAGUUGCAGUCUUUCAUUGCCACCAUUGAGGAACCAAGCCCCCACCACUCCCCUCCUGCUGAGGAGCACCACCCUCUGCGCAGUCCACGACAGAGUCUCUGGGGAGGAGGCUUGUUUCGGCCGUCUGCAUGGACUGGUCUUUCGACUGAAAGUCUUCUAAGCGAAGAGGCAAGCUUCACUGGCCACAACACUCCCCUGCAUUGUGGCUGGGCGAAUUUCCUCGGAGAAGUGUGCCCUCACUUCUUUAGAGGCGACGCCGUUAAGCAGAAACAAGCGAAGCUGCUCCUUAUCGAGGCUCUCGAUCACUUCGACAUGAUCAACGACCUAUUCUUCAUCUUGCGUGUGUCCUUGGUGCUGUGGCGUCGCGGCCCUUUCCACGAAAUGCGAAGCGCGCGGUUCGUGCUGCUCUGGCUUUGCUGCUUGAGGCUAUUUUCGCCGCUUGCCGUGUUUGGGGAGAUAAAGCGAUCGGGAGUUCACUGUCCGCAGGCCCUUUUCAUGUUCGAGCGCCUCACGUGGACCUUCCAGCUGCUGAUGCGGGUGGUGGAGGAUUUGCCGCAGCUUUUGAUGUCGCUCAUCUUCCUGAUAAACAACGGCAAAGAUGUCUAUGCAAUCGCCGUCAUCAGCUAUAGCUCCACCAUGUUUGUCGUUACCUCCAUUCGCAUGGGGAAGCGCUAUCCUCUCAAAGGAACUCUCUACCUCCUGUUCUCCUCGCAAGCUCCCAUCGAUGACCCCGUAGCUCAGGAAGCCGCGCCUACCACAACCGAAAUCACGCUUUUUAUGUCCUUCGGUACGGAUGUUCAGCAUGUGGAGUGCUGCCAACGCAAUCGGCAUGCGAUACGCCACAAGAAUUUGGAAGCCAUGCACGUCCAAAAAUAUGUGGUGGAGCUUAGCUCCAAGCCUUAA